AUGCUGCGAGACUCAGAGACCACCCUCCGAAGCACACAGCGCGCCCCCCGGUCUUGCAGGUCUUGCGCGUCAAGGAAGAUCCGCUGCGAUAAGGCUGUGCCCUGCCUCCCUUGCACCAAGAGGGGGCACGCCGAUGCUUGUGUCCGCGAGACCGUCAUCGUCCGCGGUGAAGUGACCACCGGCAGAGACGUGGACGGCAGGCCUUCGUACGAUGAGUUGAAGCAAGAGAACGAACGUCUUCGAGAGCUUCUUGCAAGGAGAGACUCGGCCACGGUCGCAACUACUCAAGCGCCGCGUCUUACACUGCCUUACGAGGAGUACAACGAAUAUGAGCAGCUCCUCUUCAGUGUCCAGGGUGCCCCUAAAGUACAGAGGCAUGCCUUUACCAUCGGCUCCGUCAUUCUUCCGAGUCGCGUCUGCAGCAACGGCAUGGUCACGUACGACAAGCAAUGGAACUCUUGGGUGCACUAUGCCGUCGAAUAUCCAGCUUUCGAGGAGCAGCAUACUCUCUUCAUGGAUGCGCUUGAUGCCGGCGUGUCUCUGGCAGACAUGGACGCUGCAUGGCUUGCCAUCUAUUUCAGUAUCCUGACAGCAUCCAUACUCACCAUGGACGAUGACCACCACCGGCUACAGCGCAACUGGUACGACGCAGCGCUUUUCUUUCUUGAUCGAGCCGAGUUCAUGAAGCGGCCACGACUGGAGACUUGCCAGACUAUCGCCAUCCUCGAGAUCUCAUUCUCAAUCUUUGGGGACCAUAAGCUCAGCUUCAUCAUGCGAUCAUGUGCCCUCACUGUUGCACGAAGUCUUGGUCUGGACAGGGAGAACCCCAUGGAUGAGUCCCAGCUCACGGCCCUAGGCAAAGAGGCUCGUCGCCGACUAUGGUGGACACUCGUGAUUUGCGAAUGGCUUUCUGGACCUCAUCCCCCCUCGCAACUGACAGAAGAUGACUUUGACAUCCUACUCCCGGUGGUGGAUUCGUCACACAUGGUACGAGACGGCCCUCCUGGCCUGGAAAUACACCCUGUCCAGUAUCAUGUCUUCAUGGCAAAGACUAGCAUUGUGUAUAACCGCUUCAGACGAUCCCUACGCGACCCCACGGUAGCCCGUGAUGUGCUGGUGCGGAAAGCCGACGAAGAGCUUGCUGGGGUUAUUCACACACUGCCACAACACCUCUCGCCAGAUGGACUUGCCAAGCGGCAAGAGGAAGACCUGAGCCGUCGUUAUCCUUGGAUCCGCUGGCAGAGAGUCGAUGUCACCUUGGUGCUACUCCAUCACCGCCUGGAGAUCAGCCGCAUUCUACAGAAUGAUUGGCAAGCGAAUCCAUCUCAUUAUGGUUGGGCUCGGCAGAUCUGUCUCGGUGCGGCCAAAGAAAUCAUUUGGAUAAGUCAGAAUUGGGAGCAAUCGGCCGCAAAGCGGAGCCAAUGGGCGCUCGCAUGGCACGUUUACCUCGCGGCGGUGUUCAUCAUCAGCGAUAUGAAGGCAUCUACCGCAAAUCUGAGUACAUUAACGACAGAAAAAGAGGAUAUACUCCAAGGGAUCAAGUUCUUGGACAGCGUCAGGGCACGUAACGUGAUGGCUGGCAAGGCCGCAGACAUACUGAGACAGCUCCUCGGCGGCGGUGGCAUACCACAACCCUAG
Molecule: messenger RNA, 1638 nt
Organism: Microdochium trichocladiopsis
Lineage: Eukaryota; Fungi; Ascomycota; Sordariomycetes; Xylariales; Microdochiaceae
Exons: 5
Coding region: 1-1638 (545 amino acids)
Biological process (GO): DNA-templated transcription; regulation of DNA-templated transcription
Molecular function (GO): zinc ion binding; DNA-binding transcription factor activity, RNA polymerase II-specific; DNA binding
Source: RefSeq, a predicted model, not a curated record